Messenger RNA from Zonotrichia albicollis (white-throated sparrow), 5520 nucleotides. Lineage: Eukaryota; Metazoa; Chordata; Aves; Passeriformes; Passerellidae. The record is from RefSeq and is a predicted model, not a curated record.
CCGCCGCUGCAGCCGGCAGGAUGAUCGCCGCCCAGCUCCUGGCCUACUACUUCACGGAGCUGAAGGAGGACCAGGUCAAAAAGAUCGACAAGUACCUCUACGCCAUGCGGCUGUCGGACGAAACGCUGCUGGACGUCAUGGCUCGCUUCAGGAGGGAGAUGAAGAACGGCCUCUCCAGGGAUUUCAACCCCACAGCCACUGUGAAGAUGCUUCCCACCUUCGUGAGGUCCAUUCCUGACGGCUCAGAGAAAGGAGAUUUCAUUGCACUGGAUCUUGGUGGUUCUUACUUCCGAAUCCUUCGGGUGAAGGUUUCGCAUGAGAAAAAGCAGACGGUGCAGAUGGAGAGUGAAAUCUACAACACCCCAGAGGACAUCAUGCACGGGAGUGGGACACGGCUUUUUGAUCAUGUUGCUGAAUGCCUGGGAGACUUUAUGGAGAAACAACAAAUCAAAGACAAGAAACUGCCAGUCGGGUUUACAUUUUCCUUCCCCUGUCGACAAUCCAAGCUAGAUGAGGGUUUCCUGAUAACCUGGACGAAGCGCUUCAAAGCCAGCGGAGUGGAGGGAGCAGACGUCGUGAGGCUGCUCAACAAGGCCAUCAAGAAACGCGGGGACUACGACGCAGAUAUCAUGGCAGUGGUGAACGACACCGUGGGCACCAUGAUGACCUGUGGCUUUGACGACCAGCGCUGCGAAGUCGGCCUCAUCAUCGGCACGGGCACCAACGCCUGCUACAUGGAGGAGAUGAGGCACAUCGACCUGGUGGAGGGGGACGAGGGCAGGAUGUGCAUCAACACAGAGUGGGGGGCCUUUGGGGACGAUGGCUCGCUGGAAGACAUCAGGACCGAGUUCGAUCGGGAGAUUGACCGCGGAUCCCUGAAUCCUGGCAAGCAGCUGUUUGAGAAGAUGGUCAGUGGGCUGUACAUGGGGGAGCUGGUAAGGCUCAUCCUGGUGAAGAUGGCCAAGGAGGGGCUGCUCUUUGAGGGGAGAAUCACCCCUGAGCUUCUCACCAAAGGGAAGUUUGAGACAAAGCAUGUUUCUGCCAUUGAAAAGAGCAAAGAAGGCCUGAACAAAGCCAAAGAGAUCCUGACCAGGCUGGGGGUGGAGCCGUCCCCCGAGGACUGCAUCGCUGUGCAGCACGUGUGCACCAUCGUGUCCUUCCGCUCCGCCAACCUGGUGGCCUCCACGCUGGGGGCCAUCCUCAACCAGCUGAGGGACAACAAGGGCGUGGGCCGCCUGCGCACCACCGUGGGCGUGGAUGGCUCCCUCUACAAGAUGCACCCACAAGAUGGAGGCGGGGCUGAAGAAGAAGACUCACGACACGGCCAAAGUGAAGAUGCUGCCCACUUUUGUGCGCAGCACGCCCGACGGGACAGAGAAUGGAGACUUUCUGGCACUUGACCUCGGAGGGACAAACUUUAGAGUUUUGCUGGUGAAAAUACGCAGUGGUAAAAGGAGAACAGUGGAGAUGCACAACAAGAUCUAUGCCAUUCCCAUAGAGGUGAUGCAGGGAACAGGAGAAGAGCUGUUUGAUCACAUCGUUACCUGCAUUUCUGACUUCCUGGAUUAUAUGGGGAUAAAAGGAGCACGUCUUCCUCUUGGCUUCACCUUUUCCUUCCCCUGCAAGCAGACCAGUCUGGAUGCUGGUAUCCUUCUCAAUUGGACAAAAGGCUUCAAAGCUACAGACUGUGAGGGAGAAGAUGUGGUAUAUUUACUUAGGGAAGGAAUUAAAAGAAGAGAGGAAUUUGACUUGGAUGUGGUGGCUGUGGUGAAUGACACAGUGGGCACGAUGAUGACUUGUGCUUAUGAAGAUCCAAACUGUGAAAUUGGGCUCAUUGUGGGAACGGGCAGCAAUGCCUGUUACAUGGAGGAGAUGAGGAACAUCGAGAUGGUGGAUGGUGAGCAGGGCAGGAUGUGUGUGAACACGGAGUGGGGAGCCUUCGGGGACAACGGCUGCCUGGACGACAUCAGGACAAUCUAUGACAAAGCAGUGGAUGACUUCUCCCUGAAUGCUGGCAAGCAGAGGUAUGAGAAAAUGAUCAGUGGGAUGUACCUGGGGGAAAUAGUGCGCAAUAUUUUGAUUGACUUCACCAAGCGGGGUUUCCUGUUCCGAGGCCAGAUUUCAGAGACACUGAAGACCAGGCAUAUCUUUGAAACCAAGUUCCUUUCUCAGAUUGAGAGUGACAGGUUAGCCCUGCUGCAGGUGAGAACCAUCCUCCAGCAGCUGGGGCUCAACAGCACCUGCGACGACAGCAUCAUCGUCAAGACGGUGUGCGGGGCGGUGUCGAGGCGAGCAGCCCAGCUCUGUGGGGCUGGAAUGGCUGCCAUUGUAGAUAAAAUUAGGGAGAACAGAGGCUUGGAGCGCCUGGAGAUAACGGUUGGUGUGGAUGGAACUCUCUACAAACUCCACCCACACUUCUCGAGGAUCAUGCACCAAACAGUCAAAGAGCUGGCGCCCAACUGCGACGUGACCUUCCUGCUGUCGGAGGACGGCAGCGGGAAAGGGGCAGCGCUCAUCACAGCCGUGGGAUGCAGGCUCCGUGAGGCUGAGCAGAACUGAACUCCACAGCCCUGGCCUCAAUUCUGUCUUGUGUUUCUCAUAAAGCAGCGACUGGCAUAGUCAGAACUGGUAAAAAACUCAGAACUCGCUGCUUUAUCGGGGGAAAAAAAUAUUACAACUAAUGACAUAAAAAAAAAAAUAGGAUACAAGAUAGAAUGUGUGCUCUUAAUAAUAUCUCCUGUUUCUGGACCCCAAUCUGCAUGUUUCUUACUCACCUUGUCGGUACUUUCCCCAUCUGUAGGUCAUGGAAAAAAAAAACAGUCUAUAAUUUCUGCAGUUGUCAAAAAUCAGUUGUUGUCUGAGACGAAAUUGCCCCCAAGUGAUGUGCGUUGAGAGCUCCCGUUGCAUCGUACCAAACGUGUUCUUUGCAGCAUCCCUGUUAAGCACACUGCCAGCACGCUGACCACCAGACCUGGGUGUUGAUGCUUUUAAGUGAAGGGGAAGCAACAGUUCCCUCCUGCAUUAUCUACCUGCUGUUGUUUUGUCUCAAACGGUUGUGAAAACAUUUUGGUGUGUCGGCACCGUGCACGCACGUAACUCUGUAGUGGGACUUGACACCGCGACUUACUCGCUUCCUUGAUGCCUCCUGUCAUGGUGAAAGUAAACACCCUUGUCCCACAGACCUGGUUCCACUGGUAUUCCCCAUUGCUUCUGUGAGUAGUGUUGUGUUCCUGGGCGAAAUCCGUCACGUUUCGGCGAGAAAUCCCUAAAGAGUGGUCGGUGACUGGGGUAAUCCAAAUCUCCAGCCCUGCCAAUUCGAUAGAUCUGUGCUCCCUACACGGCUGUGCUGUGUUCUUCUGUCAAAGGGUUCUUACAGAGAACAGUUCCUGUCUCUUCUUGUCAGUCUAGGUCGGGGCACUGCAGCUGCCCUUGCACCAAACCUGCAGCGCAGCCGCGUCCCCCGGCUGCGCCUGCUUCCGUCUCUCGCCUUAAAUGGGUAUUUGCUUCCACACAGAGCUUUAAUCUGUAAUGCUGUCCAGCAGCCACUCGGAACACAGACACCCAGCCAGAGUUAGUGCGCAGAAAGGAAGGGGAAGGUUGUGUUUUGAUCUUGCCUUGGAGGACCCGGGUGCGUAAACAACCCAAAAAGCCAAAAUUGGGUGCAGCUUAUUCCAAGGACGAAGGCAACAGCAGAUCAUUUACACGUGGUGUACCCUGUCCUCUGUCCAGUCAAUGCCAUUAUUAUAUUUGCAUUAUUGUAUUUCCAUCACUUAAAUUGAGAAGCAGCUAGGAAGGUACAUCUUGAGUAACAUUUGUAAGUCACGCCACUUUCUGCAAAGAGGGAGACCACACAGUUAAGUCCUUAAUUCCCACUCUUCUACCAAAAAUGAAUCUGAGAUGUCUGCAUGGUUUUCCCUGCUGCCUUUUCCUGCAGAAAGUAGAUGGAAAUUUGCAGGCUGCUCUUCUCUGCUCUCGUUCCACUCCCUAAGAUUUGGAUUGCCCCUACCUAUCGAUAACAUUUCAAUAUGCAUUAUGGUGCACUGUGAGUGAAUGUUGUAAAGUAACCUGUAAGUCACAAACAGUCAUUGCAGCUUUAAGUGUGUGUCUACCUGAAAAAUUGCAUGCCUAACUGGUUUUGCAAAGGUAGAGGGUCUUUUUACUUUGCACACUAGUAGCUCUGGUACUAGUGUUACGUGAUACUUGUGAAAAUAUUAAACUUUUUUGAUGUGCGUUAACUGGUGUUUAGUGGUUCUUUCUGGAAGAGGUGCUGUUGGCUGGUGGCUUAGUGCUUUGGGAAGAGCUAUUGUGUAGGGAGAGCUGCAACCUAAUCCCAGUGGUGCCUGUGUUUUGUGUGUGUGUUUUUAUUCCCGGGCAUUCGGGGUCAGAUUCACACAGGUCCCCGUGCCUCGUGUUUCCUAGCGUAGUUCAGCAGAGGCACAGCGCUGACAGCGCCCAAAUCUUAGGGGCCCCUGGGUGCCCCUGCCUUGUGCAGGGGGAUGUGUGCUGCAGGAAAGCCUUGGGGUGCUGCCUUGAGGGCGGUGUGGUGUCACCAGGCUGUGAGCUCCCUGUGUGUGUAGCGUUAAUGCUGGCUCAGCACCGCUGUCAGGUGCUCUGCAGCCCUGGCUGGCACAGCCGGUGAUGGAGCUGUGCUGGAUGAAAGCCCCUUUUGCGUACACUAAAGCUGUGCUUCUCCAAUAACGCGUUUUAUGUUACAGCCUGAAUAGUCUCUGACAGCCUUGAUGUGCAGCUAUGACCCCAAACAGGAGACAGAAGAAGGUGAGAAAGGUUUUUGGGCGCAGGGGACACGUUGCAUUUGAAUUGCUUGGAGGUUUGCAGAUCUUGUGCCUGCCGCCGGCAGUGCUGUAGGGGUGGUGUGAGCCGUGCCUGGGACCUGGCUCUGCAGCUCUUUGGCACCCGAGGGCCAGGCUCAGAGCAGGAUACAGGGUGAGGGAGAAGUGGAACUUAAACUUGGUCUCAGGGUGACUGUGGAUUUUGGAGAUGCUGGCAUAGGUCGUUUUGUUUAUUGGAUCCAGCUCAUAACAAAUAGGGAGUGAGUUUGUGUUUCUAACUUUUCCUACCGUGGACCAUAGUUGAUGUGCUUGGUAAGACACGGCAGUUCUUUUCCAAAGGGAGACAUGGUGGGAUUUCCAUUUCCAGACUACUUCUUACCCCUAGGAAACUGUUCCAAGUGAAUCACAAGCUAUGACUGUCUGAAGAAAUGUCUCCAAUGUUAUACAAUCAAUGACUGAGAUGUCUUUCUUAAAGCUUUUAGGCUUGGUGAAUAAAAUCACAGUCCUCUUAACUGUUAAGCUGUAAUUACUGCAAUAUGAACACAAAAAUCUUAUAUUUCCUGGGGAAAAGACCAUUUGCAUACCACUGUUGUAAUGUCAUCUGCUCCUUACUCCUCUGGGGUUCUCUCAGAAGCCUUUUGAAUGAGUUUUAAAACAAGCAGACCUUGUUUUGUUUUGUUUUCUUAAGAAAAUAGCAGAAGGCAAAAUAAAGUGUUUCUGAACUUCUGAA